UCUUGGGUUAUAUUUAUAUUCAAAAAUAUAAAGAGAUUAGUUAGCAUAUGUUUGGUCCAGAGGAUGAUCCACAGUGAUGUUGUGUUCUGCAGCCGAGCACUGAAUGACUUUUCCCACCAGAAGAUCGUCCAGCAUGUAGCAGCAGAUUAUUAUAUAGGCAACUGUGUACUGUCUGUAAUUGGUAAAUCACAUUUUCUGCUGUAUUUAGAAAAAGGAACCAUCACUUUAUUUGAAUAAAUGAAUAAACAAAAUGCAGGUAUAUGGAGGAAACUCAGAUGUCCCAGUUUUACACUGGGACAUGAACACAGCAUAAGUUUGCGGAUCUCGGCGAAGCUGGCAGUGUGAAAUUUGUCUCAAAAUUAUACAUAUUAUACACAUUUGUAAAUCAUACCGUACGUGCACUUGCAACCGUUUUGAGGUUUCUCUCCAUAUAUAAAUAGCGACUGUAAAUGUCAGUUUAAAUCGUCUUACCUGUAAAACUUGCCGUCUUUACCGGAAGUCAAUGUACACACCUUAACGGGUGGGAGUGUUUAUUUUUUCCAGUGUAACUGAAAAGUUAAGUUUCAUUUUCCUGUUCUGGAAAAUCAUGUGUUAUUUAGUCGGCGACAGAGAUUACAAUUACAAAAUGGAGAGCAGUCUGUUCCCAGAACUUUUUUGGAAAAAAGACAAGGACAACGAAAAGGAAGAAGGAAGAACUAGCCAUAAGAAAAGAAAGAGAGUCACGGAUGAUAAAGAUGAAAAGAACCUCUGGCGUGUAAAAUGUGGAACCAAAAAGGGUUGGAUGGAUGUAGAGAAGUUGAGAAAAGGUAAGGAUUGUAUUGAGUUUGAAGGCUCCUUUUACAGUCCACCUGAGUUUGAGAAGCUUGCAGGAAAAGACUCAUGUAGAAAAUGGAAGUCAUCUAUUUACCACAAGAAAGCUCCUCUGCACUUUUGGUUCAAGAAAGGUUACCUAACCACUACAGGAUAUAGACAAAAGAAAAGAAAAAGACAAUCAUCAGACCUUGAGUCCCAGGAACUCUUCACAGAACGCAAGGAAGAUCAUGAUGAAGAUGAGGAUGGAGAAGAGGAUGAUGAGGAUAUGGAUGAAGAUUAUGUAUGGGACAAUGAGCAGGGCACUAAGAAAAAUGAAGAUAAAAAAGCUACACAGAUUUAUAUCUCUUCUGAAGAAGAAGAAAGCGAGGAAGAUCCUGUUGAAGAUGAAGAUGAGGAUGGAGAACAAGAAGAUGAGCAUAUGGAUGAAGAUGAUGUAGGUAACGAUGAGCGUAGCACUGAGGAUGAUGAGGAUGAAGAAAGUGAUAAUGGUGAGGAUGAGACUGUGCCUGCUGUUGCCUCUAACCAUACUGACAGCAGUGGUAUCAAAGAGAGAGUAACACCUACAAUUCCAACACCUGGAAAACAUGCAUUAGAGAUGAAAGAAGUAAAGGGUAUCGUUAACAUCCUUCCUGAGAAGACUAGACAUCAUUCUGACAUGCCAAGAUCUGAAGUCAGUGGAAAUAACAAAGAUGUGGCAAAAAACACAGCAAUCAAACAGCAAAAUGUUAAGAAACAACCUGAAGAGAAACUGAAAAAGACAACAACAAGCACAAUUUCAAUACCUGGGAAACCUGCACUAAAGAUGAAAGAAGCUAAUGGUAUCGUUAAAAGCCUUCCUGAGAAGGCUAGACAUCAUCCUGACACGACAAGACCUGAAGUCAUUGGAAAUAUCAGAGAUGUGGCAACAAACACAGCAAUCAAACAGCUGAAUGUUAAGAAAGAACCCAAAGAGGAACUGAAACACAAGGAAGAUCGUGUUAAAGAUCAAGAUGAAGAUGAAGAACAAGAAGAUGAGCAUAUGGAUGAAGAUGAUGUUGGUGAUGAUGAGCUUAGCACUGAGGAAGAUGAGGAUGAAGAAAGUGAUCAUGGUGAGGAUGAGACUGUGCCUGCUGUUGCCUCUAACCAUACUGGCAGCAGUGGUAUCAAAGAGAGAGUAACAAGUACAAUUCCAACACCUGGAAAACAUGCAUUAGAGAUGAAGGAAGUAAAGGGUAUCGUUAACAUCCUUCCUGAGAAGACCAGACAUCAUCCUGACAUGCCAAGAUCUGAAGUCAGUGGAAAUAACAGAGAUGUUGCAACAAACACAGCAAUCAAACAGCAAAAUGUUAAACAACCUGAAGAGAAACUGAAGAAGACAACAACCGACACAAUUUCAACACCCUUGAAACCUGCACUAAAGAUCAAAGAAGUAAAGGGUGUCGUUAAUAGCCUUCCUGAGAAGGCUAGACAUCAUCCUGACAUGACAAGAUCUGAAGUCAGUGGAAAUAACAGAGAUGUUGCAACAAACACAGCAAUCAAACAGCAAAAUGUUAAGAAACAACCUGAAGAGAAACUGAAUAAGACAAUAAGUAGCACAAUUUCAAUACCUGGGAAACCUGCACAAAAUAUCAAAGAAGUAAAGGGUGUCUUUAAUAGCCUUCCUGAGAAGGCUAGACAUCAUCCUGACACGACAAGAUCUGAAGUCACUGAAAAUCCCAGAGAUGUGGCAAAAAACACAGCAAUCAAACAGCUGAAUGUUAAGAAACAACCUGAAGAGGAACUGAAGAAGACAACAACCGACACAAUUUCAACACCUGUGAAACCUGCACUAAAGAUCAAAGAAGUAAAGGGUGUCAUUAAUAGCCUUCCUGAGGCUUUUUACAAUAUAAAGAACAAUGAGAAGGCUAGACAUCAUCCUGACACGACAAGAUCUGAAGUCAAUAGAAAUUCCAGAGAUGUGGCAAAAAACACAGCAAUCAAACAGCUGAAAGGUCCUUUCUGUGAACCUCUGGCUGUGUCAGAUGACCAUCAACAUAAAGAGGUCCCCUGCUCUGGCCACAGUGUAGCUGAAGUACAAUCCAUGAGGCCAGAGAUGAGUGUGAACAUGUCAGAGGCCCGGUUGCCUGGGCCCUCAGCCAGCUCUGGUUUGAAUACAAUGGAUCUUGAUCAACUGAAGAGGGAAAAAAUAAAAAUGGAAGUAAAGGUUUUAAAAUUAAAAGAAGAGUAUUACACUUUGAAAAUAAAAGAACUUAAAAAAUGAGGAUUAAUGCUUCUGUAAAGCUGACAUUGCAGACAAUAAAUUAAAAGAUCGCUGUUUACAUUCACAAGCUGACACACGUUAUCUGGAGGUUUCUUGAGUAGAAUGUUACUUUUGAGAAAAGCUGCAAAAUCAAGUGUGCUGCAUUUAUACACUGUACUUUUUCUUUGCUAUGCUCAGGUUUCCUUUAGUAUUGUUGAUUACCAUGUUUUACUUUGUUUGUUUUACAUGUUUUUAUAAUGAAACAGAUAGAUGGUAUUUUCUUCUGUAAAAUGUGAAUAAACGAUAUUGAUGCUUUU
This is a messenger RNA of Oreochromis aureus, 3348 nucleotides long. Its product is annotated as DNA ligase 1-like. The coding region runs from base 587 to 3052 and encodes 821 amino acids. Lineage: Eukaryota; Metazoa; Chordata; Actinopteri; Cichliformes; Cichlidae. Gene Ontology annotation, molecular function: RNA polymerase II cis-regulatory region sequence-specific DNA binding; DNA-binding transcription activator activity, RNA polymerase II-specific. Gene Ontology annotation, biological process: positive regulation of transcription by RNA polymerase II. The transcript has 22 exons. The record is from RefSeq and is a predicted model, not a curated record.